Messenger RNA from Microthlaspi erraticum, 819 nucleotides. The record is from the annotation of a GenBank genome assembly. Lineage: Eukaryota; Viridiplantae; Streptophyta; Magnoliopsida; Brassicales; Brassicaceae.
AUGGCAUUAUUUUCAGGCAAAUAUGUUUGCAUUAUCGUUGCUCUUCUUGCAAUCUCAUUGAAGCCAUGUUCUUGCCAUAAUAAAACCCACUGGAACACCGCCGGAAUCACGUGGUAUGGCGACCGAGAAGGUCCUGGCAGCACAGGAGGAGCUUGUGGAUACGGUGAUGCAGUGGCAAAACACCCGAUCAACUGUAUGAUUUCAGCCGGAGGCCCUUCAAUUUACAAAGAUGGAACGGGUUGUGGGACGUGUUAUAGAAUUUUAUGCGACCAUCCAAUGUGCAAGAAAAGGCCGAUCAAGGUGAUGAUAUCGGAUGAGUGUCCCGGCUGCACGAAGAAGGCCGUCCAUUUUGAUCUUAGCGGCAAGGCCUUUGGUUCAUUGGCCAAACGUGGCAUGGCCGAUCAAUUACGCAACCUUGGUGAACUAGAUAUCAAGUACAAACGUGCAUGUUGCAAACACCCUAAGAGUAAAAUAGCUAUUCACGUCGACGCCGGAGCAAACCCGUACUACAUGUCGUUCGCCAUCAAGUAUUCAAACGGUGACGGGAACUUUGCAUGCGUCGAGGUCCAACCGUCAGGGGCCGGCGAGAAAUACAUAAAGAUGGAGGAAAUGAGAUCCGCCGUCUGGAAACUUAACGCUGGACGUGCGUUGAAAGGUCCGUUCAACAUCCGACUUACCUCCGCCGUCUCCAAAAAAGUGCUCGUCGCUAAAGCCGUUAUCCCGGAAAAAUGGAGUCCCGGUGCUAUUUACCAUUCCAAAGUUAACUAUGCCUUCACCUCUCACCACAAGAAAGCAGUCCAUCACAAGAAACGCAACUGA